This is a messenger RNA of Phodopus roborovskii (desert hamster), 622 nucleotides long. RefSeq lists its product as uncharacterized. The transcript has a single exon. Lineage: Eukaryota; Metazoa; Chordata; Mammalia; Rodentia; Cricetidae. The coding region runs from base 131 to 514 and encodes 127 amino acids. The record is from RefSeq and is a predicted model, not a curated record.
ACCCAAGGGGGCAACUGUGGGCACACAGCCCCUGAAGGCCGCGGAGGGACGCAGGUCCUCUGGUGUCCAGGAGGCCAUCACAUUGCUGCACGGCCGGUGGUUUCCAGAGUUGUGGGCUCCGGGCCAGCCCAUGGCGGAGGCGCGGGGACUGCGGCGCGGGGGCGUGCAGCACGAGCUGCUGGAGAAGGUGGCGCGCUUGCAGCGGGGCGCGCGGCACUCGGAGCCCGAGGUGGCAGCGCGCAGAGCGACCGGUGACAGCGGCUCGGGCUUGGGUUUCUGGUGCUGGCGGCGACUGUUCGCGCGCGGAGCCCGGGGGGUUCGCCGGAAGAAGGGCAAGUUCGCACGGCCCGGCGCGGCGACCCCGGAGCGCAGUGUGUGGGGACCACCCGGCCUGCAGAGGCUGCUGCAGAGGCUGGCGACGUGGCGGCGGCGCUACCUGCGGCGAGGGGAGCGGCCCGAGGGCCUGGAGGAGAUCCCGCUGCUGGUGCUGGACCGCACGCGGGCCGCCGACUAGGGGCGCCCUGGCCAGCUUUGCCCGCACACGCACCGGCCUCAGGUCGAUUAGGUUUUGUAAACGAAAGCAAGAAGUGACAAUAAACCCCGCACUGUACGGAUGAAAGAA